AUGUCACAAUCAACAGAAUUCGCUACAAAUUCAAAUCCAAAUGAUGAUUAUUUACCUUCAAAUUUAUCAUUACCAACAUAUAUUCCACUACAUUAUUCAUUAGGAUCUAAUUUUAAUAAAAUUCUUCAAUCAGGUUCAAGAGGUAAUGAUUUAACUCCACAAGCUUUAAAACAACAUAUUAAUUUAGUAAAUCAAUAUAUUGAUCAUAUAAUAUCAAAUGAUUCAUUAGAUUUUAAUGAAAAUAUACUAAAUAAUUAUUUAAAAACUUAUAAAAAUUUAAUAAUUUCCAAAAUUAAAUUAUCACAAAUUGAAAAAUUAAGUAAUGAAACAAUUUUAAAACAAUAUAUUUCACCAAAUUUAAAUUUAAAUUUAACAAAUUUAGAUGAAUAUCAUCAAUCAGUAAAUCCAUCAGUUGAAGAAUUUAUAUCAUCAAAAGAAAAUGAAUUAAUUAGUUCAAAUUAUCAAAUAAAUCAAUUUAUAAAAUCAGAUAAAUUAUAUCAAUUAUUAAGAAGUUUAACAUUUAUUAUGAAAAACCCAGAAGAUCCAGUACCUGAUGAAGAUAAUGAUGAUGAUGAUGCAAUAGGUAUAAGUGGAGGUAAAGUAUCAUUAAAAGAUCCAAUUACAUUAAAUCAAUUUGUUGAACCAGUUAUAACAUCAUGUAAUCAUACUUUUGAAAAAUCAAGUAUUCAACAACAAAUGUUAACACAUAGAUAUGGUCCUUUUGAAUGUCCUAUAUCUGGUUGUGAUUCAGUUUUAAAUUCAAAUAGUUUUAAAAUUGAUAAAUUAAUGAAAGCAAGAGUUAAAGCUUUUAAUAAAAUGGAAAAAAAUAAAGAUGAUGAUUUAGAUUUAGUUAACUAG
Lodderomyces pseudojiufengensis is the source of this 858-nucleotide messenger RNA. RefSeq names its product SUMO ligase (gene MMS21). Lineage: Eukaryota; Fungi; Ascomycota; Pichiomycetes; Serinales; Debaryomycetaceae. Gene Ontology annotation, molecular function: SUMO ligase activity; zinc ion binding. Gene Ontology annotation, cellular component: Smc5-Smc6 complex; nucleus. The record is from RefSeq and is a predicted model, not a curated record. Bases 1 to 858 code for a protein of 285 amino acids. Gene Ontology annotation, biological process: double-strand break repair via homologous recombination; protein sumoylation. The transcript has a single exon.